AUGGCAACUAGUAAUUUAAUUUCGGCGCCGGAAAAACAUAUUUUUCGAAGCCGAUAUCCAUCGGUUCCUGUGCCAGACAACAUAACGUUGCCGGACUUUGUGCUUCAAGACUCUGAGUUUUACGCGGAAAAGGUGGCGUUUGUGGACGCUGUCACCGGAAAAGAGUAUACUUACGGCCAAGUGACUAGAGAUAUUAGAAGGUUCGCUAAGGCGUUGAGGUCUCUUGGUUUGAGGAAGGGAAGAGUGGUGGUGGCUGUACUCCCAAAUUUAGCAGAAUAUGCCAUUGUUGCUCUAGGAAUAAUGACUGCCGGCGGAGUAUUUUCCGGUGCAAAUCCAUCGUUGCAUGCAUCGGAAAUAAAGAAGCAAGUGGAGGCUGCUGAUGCCACACUUAUUGUCACUGAUGUACCAACUUAUGAGAAGGUUCAAGGUCUGGGACUACCGGUCAUUGUACUGGGCGAAGAACGCAUUGAUGGCACAAUACUUUGGGAUGAAUUGCUCGAAGCCGCAGACAAAGCCAGCACCUGCAAUAUUAUCACAGAAACCCUCCACCAGACUGAUCUAUGUGCCCUUCCAUUCUCAUCUGGCACUACAGGACUCUCAAAGGGUGUAAUGCUGACCCAUCGCAACCUAGUAGCCAAUCUCUGCUCCACACUCUUCAGUGUGGGACCAGAACUGGUGGGCCAGGUCACCACACUGGGUCUAAUCCCAUUCUUCCAUAUAUACGGGCUCACUGGAAUUUGCUGUGCCACUCUCAGAAACAAAGGGAAAGUAGUGGUGAUGGAGAGGUAUGAGCUUCGGGCGUUUCUGAAUGCACUGAUUGAGCAUGAGGUCACAUUUGCGCCCAUUGUGCCGCCAAUUAUUUUGGGGUUGGUGAAGAAUCCUAUAGUGGAUGAGUUUGAUCUGGGUAAGCUAAAUCUCAGGUCCAUCAUGACUGCAGCCGCUCCCCUUGCCCCAGAGAUUCUCAGUGAAUUCGAAAAGAAGUUCCCUGGUGUCGAGGUCCAAGAGGCAUAUGGAAUGACAGAGCACAGCUGCAUUACCCUUACGCAUGGGGACCCGAAUAAAGACCAUGGCAUUGCAAAGAAACACUCAGUUGGGUUCAUUCUUCCCAAUUUGGAAGUGAAAUUCAUCGAUCCAGACACGGCUCAGUCGCUCCCCAAGAACACCCCGGGUGAGAUCUAUGUCAGAAGCCAAUGUGUGAUGCGAGGUUACUACAAAAAUGAAUAUGAGACUGCCCUCACCAUUGAUGAAAAUGGGUGGCUUCGCACUGGUGACAUUGGUUACAUUGAUGAUGAUGGAGAUGUUUUUCUAGUGGAUCGCAUCAAAGAAUUAAUCAAGGUCAAAGGAUUUCAAGUUGCUCCUGCUGAAUUAGAGGGCAUCCUUUUGAGUCAUCCUUCGGUUGAAGAUGCUGCUGUCGUGGGGCUGCCUGAUGAAACAUCUGGGGAGAUACCAGCUGCAUGCGUGGUGAUGAACUCAAACGCGGAAGAGAAUCAACAGGAGAUUAUGGACUUCAUUGCAUCAAAUGUAGCGCAUUAUAAGCGAGUUAAAGUGCUGCAAUUUGUGGACAGAAUUCCCAAAUCGCCGUCUGGAAAGAUAAUGAGAAGGCUCAUCAAAGAACAAAUGCUUGAAAAUAUGAACGCCAACUCCAAAGCCUCUGCAAUAAGAAGGCUUUGA
Molecule: messenger RNA, 1671 nt
Organism: Ilex paraguariensis (yerba mate)
Lineage: Eukaryota; Viridiplantae; Streptophyta; Magnoliopsida; Aquifoliales; Aquifoliaceae
Source: the annotation of a GenBank genome assembly